This is a messenger RNA of Periconia digitata, 1038 nucleotides long. The record is from the annotation of a GenBank genome assembly. NCBI's taxonomy places the organism in Eukaryota, Fungi, Ascomycota, Dothideomycetes, Pleosporales, Periconiaceae.
UUCCCAUUCCGAUUCGCCUUCAUCCCCCCCGGGGCAUGAAGACUUGGUCGUUACGUUGACAAAUCGUGUGACCUUGUUCUUUGAUCGACAGUUCCUAGCUAUGUGGCCGGUUUUACCACAUCCGUAGCAGGUUAUCCCCUUAGGGUCCUUGCUCUUCUUGUCAUACUUCUUUCUUCCAUUGUUAUCUCCAGCCUUGGAUGGAAACGUUGCAUUAACGUCACGUGUCCAGUCCAUUUCCUCGGUGUAUCUGACCCUGGGUCGAACAGGGACGCUGCGGCCUCUUCCCUGGGGAAAAUAGCGAACAGCUUCCUGAGUCCUUCCGUAGGCAGAUUUAUAACCGUGGAUCCCUUUCAUUUCUUCGGCUAACUCAAACAAGUCAUUGUCAAUGCGGAUAGUUUCCUCGUAGAGUCGUUCUAGUGUGUCCAUAACCACACCAGACCUCAUGAGUUCUUCCUUGACCUUGGGUUUGAGUCCUUGGCGAUACAGUGCCAUGAGUGCGUUGUCAUCCCAGUCAGUCUGGACUGCGUAGUGUUGGAACUUCGCAGCAUAGUCGGCGGCAGACUUGAACUGUUUGACGCGUUGAAUUUCACGCACUGCCUUAUUUUUCUCGUUGGAUAUUCCGAAGACCUGGCGGAGCUUGGUCUUAAACACUCCCCAGUUUUCGAACAGAGUGGUGUUUUCGUCGUCUUCGAUAUCGUCGUCCAGAUAUUUGGUGAGCUGAGGCGCGAUCCAUUUAUGGGCAUCACCUCGCAUAAAAGUCGCAGCGUAGGUGGCCUUGUCGUCGUUCUCGAUCUUUUCAUUGAACUUGAAAAGCAACUCGAGUUGCAGGAUCCAUUCCUCAAGCUUGACACGUUCCCCAUAGUAGGUGUCAGGUUGUUUGGUCUUGAUGCUGACAGGGGUGUCGUUGUCCAUAUCGGGAGUAAGGGUAGGCUGGUCAGUGGUACUGAAGCUAGACAUCUUAAGGGUAUUCACAAUGUUGAGAUCUUGGAGAACUCUGGUUGGGUUUCGCGGAUGACUAGCGGGUAACACUGAAGUAAC